UAGCUACUAGAAAUGACAUGAACCGUAUGAAUGAUAACAACAUAAAACUUUAUUUCAUUUUUGUUAGGGUCUACUAACCAGGUUGAGAUCAGCGAGAAGAGAGAAUGUUACAGCUGUUAUUUACGAUAGCUUUCUCGGCGGCGCCGUUAACGCUGUACAUACCGCCGAUCAGAUGUUUGACGGCGUUCGCUCGGACGAUGGAGGAGAUGGGUGUUGAAGGUAGGGCUUACAGGGUGAGAGUCUUCGCUCGCGCAAGAAUUGCUUGGUCUAGGCUUCUCGAUUGCCUCUUCUCCUCUUCUCCUCGCCGUCCUUAAUUUAUUUAACUGUUCCUUGUCUCUUUCUCUGUACAUAUAUCAUCAUGUUCCUCUCUCUCACUUUCCCUUCGCUGUGUUUUUUUGAUCACGUAAUAUGUUUUAGAUUUGGUGGAUAUAUUUCAUGAUGAUGAUAGAACAGAGACUUAGGUUCUUGUUCUUGAUCUUAAUAAAUAGAGAUUGAUCAUAA
Messenger RNA from Raphanus sativus (radish), 501 nucleotides. RefSeq lists its product as uncharacterized. NCBI's taxonomy places the organism in Eukaryota, Viridiplantae, Streptophyta, Magnoliopsida, Brassicales, Brassicaceae. The transcript has a single exon. The coding region runs from base 105 to 314 and encodes 69 amino acids. The record is from RefSeq and is a predicted model, not a curated record.